GUAAAUGGCUAGCUGCGAAAACAAAAGAGCAACGCAGAGACACAGAUUUCAGAAAGUCUGUCUGUCCGCCGCGCCAUGAAGGAACAACUGUGAGCUUCCUGUCAAAGCAGCAGCGAUGGUGAGAGCGCGCAGCGGCGGGGUUUUACGUGCAGUUUGUGCGGUGCAGCCGCAGCUGCUGAAGGGCAUCGCGAGCAGACAGCUCCACAGCACAUACGAUGUGGCCGUUGUCGGUGCUGGCAUUGUGGGCCUGGCCUCAGCCAGAGAGCUGAUUCAAAGACAUCCGACGCUCACCUUCGUCCUGCUGGAGAAAGAGAAAGAACUUGCUGUGCACCAGAGUGGGCACAACAGUGGAGUCAUCCACAGCGGGAUCUACUACACGCCGGGCUCGCUGAAGGCUCGGCUGUGUGUACGAGGAGCAACGUUGGCGUACCAGUACUGCGAGAAGAAAGGGAUUCCUUAUAAACGAUGUGGCAAGCUAAUCGUGGCGGUAGAGCAGGAAGAAAUUCCCAGACUGAAAGCUCUGUACGAACGCGGUUUGGAGAACAAAGUGCGCGACCUCAGCGUUGUGGACGCCAAGGGGAUCCGAGAGCGAGAGCCGUACUGCCGGGGGAUAAUGGCUUUGGAUUCACCCUCCACCGGCAUCGUUGACUGGCGGAUGGUGGCCCUCAGUUACGGCAGAGACUUUGAGGAGGCAGGCGGCGCUGUGGUUACUGAAUUCGAGGUCAGUGACAUGUCCCUGGUCAAAGAGAGCCCAGCCUGGAGCCCCGACGGAAUAAAACAUCCCAUUGCAAUAAGAGAUAAAAAGGGCGACGAAGUGCGGUGCCGUUACGUCCUGACCUGCGGAGGCCUCUACUCGGACCGGCUGUCGCAGAUUUCUGGAUGCAGCACGGAGCCGAGGAUCGUCCCCUUCAGAGGAGAUUACCUGGUGCUGAAACCAGAGAAGCACUACCUGGUCAGAGGAAACAUCUACCCUGUUCCCGACCCUCGUUUCCCGUUCCUCGGGGUUCACUUCACACCGCGGAUGGACGGCGGCGUUUGGCUCGGCCCCAACGCAGUGCUCGCUUUUAAAAGGGAGGGCUACCGGCUGUACGACUUCGAUGCCCGGGACUUUGCAGACGCACUCUCCUUUAGAGGCCUUCAGAAGCUCGUGCUGAGGAAUGUCACUUAUGGCAUCGGGGAAAUGUACAGAGGAGUUUUCCUCGGUGCGCAGAUUAAAAUUCUGCAGAAGUACAUCCCCGAACUCUCUCUAAGCGACGUGCUCAGAGGUCCAACUGGAGUCCGAGCUCAGGCCCUCGACCGGGACGGGAACCUUGUGGACGACUUUGUCUUCGACGGCGGCGUCGGGGAUUUGGGCAGUCGGGUGCUCCACGUGCGCAACGCCCCCUCCCCGGCAGCCACCUCGUCCCUCGCCAUCGCCGAGAUGAUUGCGGAUGAGGUGGAGAGUCGCUUCACGCUGUAGCGACGGGCGUGACGAAACGCUGGAGAGGGAUGCAGAAAUCCAGCCACAGAUUGAAACUUCCUGAGCCUCCCGAGUUAAAGCCAGGCCGUUCGUUUGACUCUUUAAAACGUCUUUUUAAAGACUUUUAUCACUGAAGUGCUGAAACGAACUACAAACAUGUUUACUCUUUCACAUCCGUGUAGAAACUCAUCUUUACCCUCUGCACGACCUUCUGGGGACAUGAAAUUAGAAAUAAUUUUUGAACUUAAAUGAAUUUCUUUAGGGUCUUACCUCGCAGGUAUUAAACAGAAUGUGGAUAUUUCUGCUAGUUGACUUGUGAUGCUGAGAUUCUUUUUUUUUUUAAGCUGUUGGGUACGUUUGAAUAAUUAUUCAUCUCCGGAAAUACAUUUGUCUGCACAAAAAUGCACAAUCUGUGGGAAAAGGAUUUUUUUCUUCUUCUAUGCUUUAAGUUGGUUUUUGGAUUCGAUUUGAUACCAAAUCUGUAAAUUGCUCUUUCUGAAUACGUAUUUUUUUUUUUUACAGGAAAUAUAUAUUUGAUAGAAUGUGCAUGAAUGUUUUCACCUUUUUAAAGUGUGGCAUCGUUGACAUGGUGAAAACAUGGCACUGAUAAAAUAUACAAAGCUCAAAAGAAAUAUCCUCAAAAGUUUCACUUAAUGCAAAGUUUCUAAUAGGUGGACUGAAGAAAAUACUAAUUCUGUAUUUUUUUUGCAGUUGAUGAGAUUACAAGAAACUAGGUAAUCAGUUAGCAUUUUGACAGAAGAUUUAGUUUAAUGUAGAUUUUCUUUCUGUCUGAUUUGUUAAUGUACAAAUGCACCCAUUUUAAAAUAAGUGCAGUAUUCUGCUUGUAUUGCCUUUUUAAUGAUUUUUUUUUAGUCUGAACUCACUACUUUAUCUUACUGAACUCUGUUUCUGACUAGUAGGCAAUGUGGGGGGGGGUUUGUUUGUUUGUUUGUUUUUCUUGCUUUUUUUUUUCUGGCAUUGACUGGAAUGAUGACGGCAAUCAUCCCUUAGGCCUAGUUGACUUUUCGGGAGUCGUUAAAAGUCAGAGGAAGCCUCAGGUGAUGCAGCAGCUCUGCAGGAAACCAUGUGGGAACUUGUAAAUCAUCCCAUCCUGUCAACCUUUUACCUGACCGUAUGGGAUUUAUUGCAGCAAUCACCAAAGUUUUUUUUAUUUUUUAUUUUUUGAUAAUUAAACCUGGCCAUUCUUCCAGCAAGUCUGUCCUGGUUGUUGUCACAAACCUCUUCCAUCUGAUUAAUUGUUGCCAUGUUUACCUGCAGAGUCUUCUGACACGACGGUUUUGGUUUCGCUCCAGUCAUGCGAACACAAGGAAAUGGCUUUUGAAAGUGAAAUUUGAUUUAGUAAUACCAGAAUGAACUGAUUAGCAGAGGAAAAACUGCAAAUGAACCGAGCCUUGUGUGCUGUCACCAGAAGGCAUGCAUAUAUGUGUGUGUGGUUGUUUUCUGAAAGGGCAGAUUUUACUAUGGUUCAAUAAAUCAUUAUACAACAAAUAAAAGCAAAAUAACGACAA
Molecule: messenger RNA, 2988 nt
Organism: Poeciliopsis prolifica (blackstripe livebearer)
Lineage: Eukaryota; Metazoa; Chordata; Actinopteri; Cyprinodontiformes; Poeciliidae
Gene: l2hgdh
Product: L-2-hydroxyglutarate dehydrogenase
Exons: 10
Coding region: 116-1459 (447 amino acids)
Molecular function (GO): (S)-2-hydroxy-acid oxidase activity; (S)-2-hydroxyglutarate dehydrogenase activity
Source: RefSeq, a predicted model, not a curated record